Messenger RNA from Plectropomus leopardus (leopard coralgrouper), 375 nucleotides. The record is from RefSeq and is a predicted model, not a curated record. Lineage: Eukaryota; Metazoa; Chordata; Actinopteri; Perciformes; Serranidae.
CCAGAGCAAAGAAAGCAGCAGAGAAGGAAGCCAAAGCAAAGAAGCAGAAAGCCCCGAAACCCACUAAAAAGCCCAAAGCCCCGAAACCCACCAAGAAACCCAAAGCCCCAAAACCAACAAAGAAGCCGAAGGCGCCCAAAGCCACCAAGAAGCCGAAGGUGGUGGUGACGACAACGCCGCCGCCGCCGCCAGAGACCAAGAGGUCGUCUGUGGACGAGGAGGAGGAGAGGCUGCUGAUUGAGCUCGGCUGGGGAACACUGGUUCGACCUGCGACCCCGAAGGCCCCUGUAUGGGAGGAGCCCGUCGAGCCGGAUCUGGAUAUUAUCCGUGCUAGACAAAAAACCACAACUACUGAGACCAUCAUGUACAUACCAG